CCCGUUGUAUUCCUGCUGUGUUUCUCUUCUGCUAGAUUUAUAAAUUGUAACAGACUGUGUUGCAGGUUGCCGUCAUUUGCGUCGCCGGGAUCUAGCAGUAUGAUGUGGAGUGCAGCGCUGUCAUGCAUGACUAUUAUCUGGAUUCUCGUUGGAUCCUUGGCCUGCCAGCGAAAUUGUGGAUCGCAAAAAGAAGAUAAUGACCGCUUCAUCUUGGAUAGUGUUGUCUACAAGAAUGAAGUCUCAACAUCAUCUCUUUCCGCUGGUAAAGUCUGGUUGUUUGCUGUGGAUGGUCGUAGAAAACCGUACAAUUUUCUAGAUGAAAAUGGAAAGCUGGUUGGCUUUGAUGUGGAUUUCAUAUCCAAAGUAUGUUCUGUUGUACAAAAGAAGUGCAAAAUUGUACUUGCUGAAUUCACUGAAUGCACCAUCACUGAAAGAAAUAUCAACUAUGCUGGAAGAGGCCUCAUGUCAGGAUGGUUUGAUGGAUGUCCAGGUUAUGUUCUAUCCUUGGACAGGCAAGGAGCUUUUGAUUUUACUGAGCCUUAUCUUGCAACUGAUGCUUCUUUCACUGUGUCUCCUGGCAACCCCUCUGGCUUUGACCCAGACUUGGAUGAUUACUCUAAAUUCACCUUGACCCAUUUGACAGGAGCUGUCACAAAUGCUCAGUGCCUGAAUAGGUUGCACAAGAAGUUUGGGAAAAUUAUUGUGGCUGCAGACUUACCAGAUGCCAAAGAGUUGUUACUGAACAGAACUGCUGAUGUGUUAUUCUCUGCCCGAAGAUCAAUUUCAGGCCUUGAAGUUUUGCCCCAGCGUGUGCACUGUGAAAUGGGUGGCACCGGAGUGAUGCUGAAAAAAGGCAGCGAGCUGGCUCAGUGGUGGAAUCCUGCCUUUCAGACGUUGGUCUUGUCUGGCGGGUACGCUCAGUUCUGUGCUGAAAGUGAAACCAAAUACAAUGCGACAUUCAGAUGUCUGUCAGGCCUAAAGGCUGGCCAUAUAAUAUCUGGAAAGCCACUGACCCCAGCAACACAGACCAUGUCUCAGGACGCUGCUGAUCAGAGAGUGUGGCUUUUCGCUCUUAGUGGCAGGAGGAAACCCUUUGCAUUCCAGGAUGAGGAAGGGAGGUUGAGUGGCUUCAAUAUUGAUUUUGUGCGUGCAGUGUGUGCUGAAGCGAAGCAAGUGUGUGACUUUGUCUUGUCACAGUUUACAGAAUGUUCCUUCACCCAACGCAACAUCAACUAUGCUGGAAGAGGGCUCAUGGAUGGCUGGUUCGAUGCUUGCAUGGGUUAUGCGGACUCUGUGGACAGAGCGGCUGCCGUGGACUUCACAGAUGCUUUCCUAGAAUCAUCCUCCACCUUCACUGUAGUACCAGGAAAUCCAUCUGGCUUUGACCCAGAUCAACAGGACUUCUCAAAUUUUACCUUCACUCAUCUGACUGGAGCGUACACCAAUGCCCAGUGCUUGAACAGACUGAAGAAAAAGUUUGGAAAGAUUGUUAUUGCUGCAAACCUUCCAGAGGCUAAAGAACUGCUCUUUGACAGGAAGGCAGACGUGCUGUUCUCCCCACGGGGCAAAAUCCCCGACUUGGAGGUGUUACCCCAGAGAGUGCACUGUGAGCGCACGGGCUCGGCCAUCAUGACCAAGAGAGGGAGCCCCCUAGUGGACUGGUGGAAUGCAGCGUUUCGCUCUCUUGUACGGAAAGGGCUGUACCAGAAAGUGUGUGAGGAGGGCAGAGUGAAAUACAACUUUCCAAUCAGAUGUUUUCCAGAGAACACUUCCUUACCUACCAGUGGAUAUCCAGAGGAUUAUAUUAUUGGGUAAAACUUUAGCAGCUUCGUAUUCUGGAGAUGUCAUUACCCAAAAGCAUCAAAUAAAAUAAUUUUAUUUUUAGAAAAGGUGGCACGAGAAUCACUAUGUUUUGAAGGUAGAUUUGAAUUUUUGAAUAAUGGGAGCCCAGGAAAUUGUUCUGGUUUUAUUUUUGGAACAUACCACAUACUGAUGUCUUCCAUUAUCACCCUUCUUAAUGAAAUGUGACUUGUGUACCACUCAGUAUUAGGCUUGCUGAAAAUGUAACGGUAAAACCCUUUUACAAACUGCCAUGCCUUUUCCUUUUGUUUUGCGUGAAAAUGUAGAUCAAAUAACGGGAGUUUUGUUGACUUGCAGCCUGGUGUGUUUUACGUUUUAAAAAAAAAUAUAGUAGAGGGUUUUACGGCGCUCGCAACUUUUUAAGUCUUUGUUUUCAUUUUGUGUCAGAAGUAUUACAAUGUAAUCAGAUCUUAUAUAUCAUCAUCUGUUUUUAUAUUAUAAUGAUAUUAUGGUUGUGGCCUUGUCAUUUCUAUAAAAUUAUGAACUGCUGACAUAAUGACAAUGCUGUUUCUGUGCAGGAAUAAUUUUUAUUUUGAGCUGUGUGGGUUUAUACAGAAAUGCGCAAUUAUUAUUGUGAGGAACAUAUGAAUGGGGUUUGGAUGGGAAGAGGUUUCAGAUCUGCAUGAAACUGUAUAUUGAUAUUCUUUUGACUGUGUGUCAUGUGUGGCCAGCAAAAUGUGUCUAAAUAUAGGUUGAGUAUUGGUGCUAUCAUGACAUCUUUUUACAAUGUUUAUUUUUUUUUCAAUCAUUUCUUGAAAGUGAAUAACUUAAAAAAAAUUGAAGCUUAUUUCACUUCAUCUUUUUGUUGCUUCUUGUAGGUCAUGCCACAAAGGUCUGCAUGUUAUGUGAAUGAUUUUAAUUCUUUUCAAAGAUUAAUUAGGUACAGUUGUAAUUAUUGAUGACAGAGAGAGGGAGGGAGGGAGGGGGGGGAGAGAGAGAGAGAGAGAGAGAGAGAGAGAGAGAGAGAGAGAGAGAGAGAGAUAUUUUUAUGCAGUGUAUUGUUUUCACUAUGUUGCUCUCUUAACUAGCCUUAUUUUGAAAGACAGAGUGACAGGUACAUUGUUUUAGUCAAGUGGAUGACUGCAGUGUAGGCUAGUCCGUUUAUUAGUUGCCAUAUAUAUAUUAUUAUGUGUGUUUCAUUUUGUUUUGUAUCAAUUUAUCAUCUUAUUAGACCUAAAUAGUCAUUUCGAACUGAUCUCACUCUGCAAGGUUUUAGGAUCUAUAUUUUCUUGCUGGACCCCCUGUAGAAGUUAAAACAGAUUGGUAUUAUAGAGGGCUGAAAAGAAGACAUGUUAUCAAGGAAAGGAAGGCUACCGUACUACACCUUGUGCAAAAGAGAUCGAAACAUACAAUGGCUAGCUCCUGUCUAAUCUAGAAGAUACCCUCUUGCUCCACUUGACACCACAUUUCUGUGCUUGAUCUCAUUUUAUUUGAAAUCUUUUUUUGACAAAGUGGAUGUUCUUUUUUUUUUGUUUGUACGAGAUGUAUUUGUGCAAAAGAAUACAUAUUAUUAAAUAGUUUGUAUUCACAUUUGUGUGAAGUUUAUUUACCUUAGUGUUCAACUCUAAAGCUCAUAGUUACGUGUCUAUCCUUCUUUCAGACAAUUUAUUUUGAUCUUCAAAUAUGUGAGGCAACAUGUUGAAACCAGGCACUCGUCUAAAUAAUGAAAUUGAAGAAACUGUUUUUUUUCCACUGGUUUUAUCAAAUUUUUGGGGGGAGGGUCACCACCUUUUAAGUCCAUUUUUAACAACACGUUUCUGUGUGGAUUUUACUGAAACUAAAUACAUUGAUUAAUAAAGUCAGGAAAAUGCAAAUUUUCAAUUUCCACGGACUCUCAUGCAAUAGAAAUAACCAAACUUUGGCGGCUAUUUUCUCGCUAAUUCUGCCUCUGAAACCUGGUGACCCCUAUCUCCUUCAUUUGGGAAUAUCUCGACUUUCACGCAAGAUAAAUGUGUAUAUUUUUCAUCGCAAGCAAAACAAAUGAACAAGAUUUUAGUUUAAGAUGCUAUCAAUUACUCCACAUGCCCAAAAUUUGACGAGCGCCUGUUUCCACCGCUUCAUGACACAUUAUGUUUCCAGAUGAGGGCUGAUUGUAUCAUAGUAAUAUCCUUCUCUUCUUAGUACACAUGUAUUUUGAUUUCAUAGGUUUGGUUGAAUCUGGCUUUCAUUUGUUUCUCGGACAUUUGAUGUCAUGUAUUGAAAUUAAGUGUGUUAACUUAUUGAGGAUUCACACUUUGGUUAUUCGACAACACUUGAAAAAAAGAAAAAAGCUUAACUGUAUUAUUCAUGUUGGCUUUUCAAUUCUGUUUUUAAAAAUUUGAAACUCUAAAAGACAGACAGUAGAUGUAACUGGUGUGGUUUGCUCCUUCUUUCGUAUCAGACAUCUUUUUUCCUUAUCUUUUGUCCUUCUUCUCUUUGUUCGUUACUCUCGAGUAACGUCUUUAAUCUUUGGCAUUUAUAUGACCCAUAUGUGUUGCAAAUGUCACAAAACUGUCACUAAAACUUUUUCAAAACUAAAAACAAAAAUAAAAUGAAAUGUUUUUUUACAAAA
Aplysia californica (California sea hare) is the source of this 4411-nucleotide messenger RNA. RefSeq lists its product as uncharacterized. The record is from RefSeq and is a predicted model, not a curated record. Lineage: Eukaryota; Metazoa; Mollusca; Gastropoda; Aplysiida; Aplysiidae.